UGAGGGAGGGAAAGGGGUUGGAAUUGGGGGAGGAGACGGUUAAAGAUACCCAAGUGCGUGUGCGUAAUAACACACGAAAGGACGAAGGAAAAAAAACCCUUAAACAUGGCGAUGAGGAACGAGGGGGAUUCGGCAGCGCACAGUACCAGCAACGCCAAGUGCCAAGAGGAGAGCAGUCGGAACGGUUAUGUGAAAAGCUGCGUCACUCCUUUGAAACAGGACCGUGGGUUUUCCGUCUGCAGGUGGUGUAACUUGGAGAGGCUCGGUUUAGCGCGCCCGAAACUUCCAGCCUUUUACGUCGGGGGCGGCUGCAGCGCCUUUGCAAUACUCGUGCUGUCCAUCGUGGCUAGGAGAUGCCUGGACGAAGAGUUUCUUUCAUCCUUGUUGCAGACUUUCCAGUCGGCGUGGGCGAUCGUAUUCCAGUCCCUGAGCCCUCUUUUUAGCAUUUGCUGUGCCUUCUUUUGGUUGACAUUUUAUUUAAGGAAGAGCAAAAGGGAAAGUAACACGGUUUGGCUCCUGUCAUUGCCACCAUGUUGCUACCUUGGAGAUUUUUUGGUGGUGCAAGUUUUAUUCGGGGAGGACCAGGUGUUUCUUUGCAGGUUGCUGGCUCCAGCUGCGGUGCUGGGUUGUGUGGGAUUGUUGACAUUACUCUCCACUUUGAAAGUGAAACAGAGCGUCCUGAUCUUGCUGUUCUCCGGUGUUGUUAGGUUGGCAUCCAUCACCAGUUUGAUCGCUCUACCAGCAGCUCUGCGACCCCUCUUGGCCUGUGGGGUCGGGAUGGUGGGAGCUAUCAUUGCUGUGUAUUUUGAUUACUUAUUUCCUAGGGAAGCCCGUCGCAGGACUGUCCCAGAAGAAAAAAUACCCGUGAUCAAGCCCCGCAGACGGUCGAGUUGUGUAUCUUUGGGAGAAACGUCAACCAGUUAUUAUGGUGGCAGUAAGAUGCCGAGGAGGACGUCUUUGCCUUGCAUAUCGAGAGAGCAGAUGAUUCUCUGGGAUUGGGACUUAAAGCAGUGGUUCAGGAGUUAUCAGUAUCAGAAUUCUAGUAAUGGCUGUGGAGUGGAUCUUGCUGUUAUGGGUGAGGCACAGAGCUUGGUUACAGACCUUCUUGCUGACCCAUCAGUCCCUUCCAAUAUCACUUCAUCUCUGCGAACUAUCAGCAGUCUAAUUGCAUCCCAGCUCACGUAUUCUAAUACACACAGGCCAAGAGUGAAUCCUCUUACAUCAUUCUCCGACUCUUACACCUGUUCAGAAAUGGAGGACUCUUCGGAUAAAGGGGAAAGAAUUUUUCCAAAGCGUUUGAGAAGAAGUCUACCAACUGGCCAGCUAAGAAGAAAUACAGGAACAUGGACAACCACCACAUCAGCAACUGGCUUGCCAACAAUGGAGCCUGCUCCUCUUAGAUGGGAUCGGAAUAAUGGAAUAAAACCAUACCCAGAGAGUGGUUCAGUGAGUUCUUUAGGUGUUGGUUCACAGGCAAAUGGACCUUCCAGUUCAAACUUGUUGACAAUUCCUAAAUCUCGAUCUGCAUCCUUAUCUUUAACAUCUCACCAUCUUGGGCCCAGACGAGCAGGUACUUCUCCAAGCCUCAGUCCUGUGAAUUCCCCAACUCAUGGACCAGGGGCAAUGGCAAGCUUUAAUCGCUCACCAGUAGAAUUUCCCGAUACAGCUGAUAUUUUGACCAAACCAACUGUGAAUCUUCAUAAACCAAUUGGAUACACAUUUAGUUCUCCAGAGUUUCAACAGUCAGCUAGAGUAUCAAGCACAAUACUCUGCAGCAGUUGUGGCCGGCAUGUGACUAGACCUGUUCAAAAUACAGAUUUACAAACAGUUGCAGAAUCACCACAUGUCAAGAAACCAGAUGAAGGUACUGAAAAUGCUGCUAGUAGCAAUGAAUUGAAGGAAUCAAAGGAUACAGUGGGGACAGAAUAUAAAGAUCAGCAAGAGAGCAAAAAAUCCAAGAAAUUUACAAAUCAUGAGGAACAGCUGAUAGAACAACAGAAUAAUAAAUCUGGGCAAGUUCCAGACCUUUCGCUUGACUCAAUAGAUAUAGAAGACACUGGGCUGUGCAUGGAUAAACUAAAUAGUUGGAAUUUUCCCAUUUUUGAACUUGUAGAAAUGACUGGAGGACAGUCUGGAAGAAUUCUUAGUCAGGUCAUUUAUUCUCUUUUUCUUGAUACUGGCCUAUUUGAACUUUUCAAAAUCCCCGUUCGAGAGUUUAUUAACUAUUUUAGUGCACUGGAAAAUGGGUAUCGUGACAUUCCUUAUCACAACCGUGUCCAUGCCACUGAUGUGCUUCAUGCUGUUUGGUACUUAACGACAAGACCUAUUCCUGGAUUCCAACAAAUAAAUAAUGAUCAUGUGACUGGAAGUGAUACAGAUUCUGACAGUGGAAUAUCUCCAGGCCGGGUUGCAUAUGUAUUUUCCAGAAGUUGUACUAUUACAGAUGACAGCUAUAGUUGCCUUGCAUCAAACAUCCCUGCUCUGGAGUUGAUGGCACUUUAUGUUGCAGCUGCCAUGCAUGACUAUGAUCAUCCUGGGCGUACUAAUGCAUUUUUAGUUGCAACAAAUGCACCUCAAGCUGUCCUAUAUAAUGACAGAUCCGUCUUAGAGAAUCAUCAUUCUGCUGCGGCAUGGAACUUAUUUAUGUCUCGUACGGAGUUCAACUUCUUGGCAAAUCUAGAUCAUGUUGAGUUCAAACGGUUUCGUUUCUUGGUGAUUGAAGCAAUCUUGGCUACUGAUCUGAAAAAACAUUUUGAUUUUCUUGCUGAGUUUAAUUCCAAGCAGAUAAAUGAAGUUAAUAAUCCAGGAAUUGAUUGGACCAAUGAGAAUGAUCGUCUAUUAGUGUGCCAGGUCUGCAUAAAGUUGGCUGAUAUCAAUGGCCCUGCUAAGAGAAGGGAACUGCAUCUACAGUGGACAGAAGGCAUUGUGAAUGAAUUCUAUGAACAGGGAGAUGAGGAGGCAAGUCUUGGGUUACCCAUUAGCCCUUUUAUGGAUCGUUCUUCACCUCAGCUGGCAAGGCUGCAGGAAUCUUUUAUAACACAUAUUGUAGGGCCUCUGUGCAACUCAUAUGAGGCUGCAGGAUUACUACCAGGUCAGUGGGUGGAUGAUGAGGAUGUUGAUCCAGAAUGCGGUGAGGACGACGACGAUGACGAUGAUGCAGAAGAAUUAGAAUUUGAAGAUGAAAUUGAUGACGAUCUUCAUCUACCAAGAAGGCAAAGGAGAAAGAGGAAAAGAAGACAAAGAAUCUUCUGCCAGAUAAUGCACCAUCUGACUGAAAAUCAUAAACUGUGGAAGAAAGUAAUUGAAGAGGAGGAGCGUGAACAGCAAUGCAAGUCAGAGCUAAAUCUACAGCAGACAGAUAAUUCAUCUUUACCUCAAACUUCAGAUGAAAUCCAGGUAAUUGAAGAAGCGGAUGAAGAGGAAGAGAAACAACAAGUUGAGGAAAAAUAGUGCUGAAUAAGUAAUAUAUUGCUGACAUUAGAAACUGCUGUACUUUUUGUUAAAAAGGCCUUAUUACUGUGAGAGGGUUCUGGCACUCACCAGGACCCCAGUUCUAUGCACUUUUACCCAUGGAAAUAUUUGAGUUUGUAUACCAUGAAACAAAGCCCUUUGUGCCAUUUGGUGUCCAAGUGUUUUCGUUAUGAUGCUGCCUUGCAGAAUAAAGAGUGCUCAUUUUCCAUGCGGUACUGGAGGAUGUUGCAAAAACUUCAACUUAGCAACUGCUGUUACCAAAGUGAACUGAAAGUUUACCAUUUUCCGUUAAUAAGGAGGAAGGUGGAUUUUAAGCGGGUAUCACAUGCCCAGCACCUGUCAGGUGGACUUGAAAAUUGCAGGUUGUCCCUGUAGGCAUUCAGAAUGGAGUACUGCGGUCAAGAGCCUUAUUAGAAGGACCCUUGUAUUUUUUUUUCUCCAAAAGAAUCUGAUUCAAUCCAGGUAACAGAUAUUAAAUCCUUAACUCAUUAUAUGACUGAGAAAAUAUUAGAGUAACUGAAAAUUCAAGCUGCAUCAUUUUUCUGAUGUCUUUUCAUGUUGUGUACAAUAUUUUUUUUUGUUUUUUUGUGCUGGAAGUAAUCAGAAAUGUGCAGUGGCCAAGCAUUUCAGUUUGCUCAAACAUCACCUUAUAAUCGUUCUGUAAUAGAACGUUGGCAUGACAUUAAUGAUGAAAGGUAUUUCUUUAAUAGUAUGUUUUUUUUGUCACUGCAACUCAGGAUCAUGCAAAGAUACAUGAAGCAAUGCCAUUGAAGAUAUGCAAGUUGUGGGUUGGGGAAGUCAUUGACAAACUAUACAGCUUCAUCGAUUUCUAUUUAGAUAGUUAAAUUGGUCUUUCAAGUCAUACAUCAUAAACAAACAUCCUUAUGUAUCCACAUUGCAAGUAGUAAGUUGGUUAUUGCACAUCAUCAUACUGAAAGGCUGCUGUGUAUUGCAGUCAUUAUACCAGUGAAGAGAGUAUACUUGCCAUGAGAUUUCAGUAUGAUGGAAUAUGGCAGAUUUGCGUUAUGUGUGUUUCCACUACUUUUUUUCCACAAUAUAAAUUCUAGACAUUCCACAAGGGCAUCGUACCUGCUCAGACGUAUUUAUCUGCAAACUUAUCCUAUGUAAAGAUGGUUGCAAAAAAAUGCAUGUACAGCUCUUACACGAUAUUUGUAAAUUAGUUUAGGCUGCAGGUAUGUAAUUUUCUUAUGCAGACUGUACAAAAUAGUUACCAACAGUUGUGCACCUUUUUUUCAUACCAAACAGAUAUUUUCGAUUAUUCACAGAUAACUACAUUAUAUAAAAAUUCAUCUGAAAUCUUUGUAUUAAUGGAUUGUAUCAGAAUGCAUUUUGUACAUAUGGAGCAGUUGAUACAAGUAGAGAGACAGUAAUAAUCCUAAACUAGAAAUUUUUAGUAGCAAGAAGUUGGUCUGUAAUAGUGACAGGAAAUUGUAUUGUUCCUUAAUUUCUGCAACAAUAUGUUUGUGUGCCUUUUUACAGCCACCUACAAUAUUAAUAAUCAACCUCAAGUUGACAUGGAGUCAAUGCUGAACUCUGUCCUAUUAAAACUGAAUCCUUAAAUUUGUAUACUGCUAAUAAGCAUGUUAUAUUAUCAGACAAACUCCUCAGUGACUGAUGAGGAGCAAGGAAGUGGUACUAUAUCAUAGUAUAGUACUUGACUGACAAAAUAAGGAAAAGUUAAUCAGACUAAAUGCUCCAACCAUGUUUGCCAAAUCUUGUGUUAGCUAUGCACUAAAUGCUAAAAGUUAAACACCUCAUAACAGCACAUUCUGUAUGUAAUUUAUUCCAUUAAAAUUCUCAUGGUUUUUAUGUAUAUGUAUAUAUGUGUAUAUUUUGGUAUAUGCAUGUAUAUACAGUUUUAUGGUUAUUCACCAUUUUGAGUCUUAAUUGUGUUCAAUUUUUAAAAUGUGACUAGGUAAACAUAUUUUCAGAAAAUAUUUUAGUGCAGAAAACCGCUACACAUUUUCUGUUAAUAUUUAAGAUUACUUGGAGCAAUCUAUUUGCUUUAUAAAUUAGUAUGUAAUUUUUAUAUUUUGAGUGUACUUUUAAAACACUGCCCAUGUUUGGUAUGUUACAGCCUUUUUAAAAAAUGGUAAUAUGGUACAUCAUUUCUUGAAUUUACUGAAAUUAUUCUCUAAAUUCUUUUAUCUCUUGGAAAGCAUUUUGUACUUCUGGUUUUCUUUUUAAAUAUUUUUUUAUAAUAUUUGAUUGAAAAUAGUGGUUGGUUGUAUCAAGAGAAGACAGUAUUUUGAUCAUUUGCUACCAGAUUUAUCAAAAUAGGGUUAUUUAGAUGAUGUGCUAUUGAAAGCUGUCUUAUAAUAGGACACAGGUAUCAAAUAACACUUUUAAACAUUACUUUUGCUAAUUUUUCAUUUAUUUUGUAAAUGUAACUGCUUUAACUCUGCCACUGAAUGAUAUGCCUUAAGUCAAUUUCCUUGCAUUUAAAUUAAUAGAUUUAUACAAUUUACUAACUUAUAUAAUUUACUAAGUUAAAUUCAUUUUCAUUUAUCAUUUAAUUUAAUUGAAAUUAUCCCAAUUCCACAAAGAAAACUUAAUCAGUAUGCUGUUAAUCACUGAAUAAGAAAAUUUUAUCUACAACUCAAUCCCCAUUUGAAACCUCAGUAUGGAUAAAAUUAUUUAUCUUGUCAUCACAACAGCUAUGGUACUUCUGGUGCAAGCAAAGAUUUUAUAAUUGUGUUUAUUGAUUCUAUUCUCACCUUUUCAAUCUUUUUCACCUGCUUAACUAUGCAUUUGAUACAAUCUGUUUAAGCAAAUUCACUCAUUUUUGGCACUUAAAUUUUUUGUACCAGUUCACCAACAGUGUUUUGUCAUGAUAGAUUAAUUUCUCUGUAUCAAUUUUGCAUCUGUUGUUAACUAAAAUAGUCAAAAAUAGAAUAGCUUCCAAUUUUAAUUGUCACAAAUCUUUCAUUGUGACUGGAUCAUAAGGUAUCUGCUUAACUUGUCUCAAGAUAUUUGAAUAUGAUAUAGUAGAGGAGGCUCAGGAAAUAAAAAGUAGAGGUGUAUAGACUUGUGCGAACUUUUCCUCAUGGCAGAAUUGUUGAAGACAAUUUCAAGACAAGAAAAGUCAGAAGUUCAAAAUUAUUAUCUUAAGUAUGUAUACCAUAUACAAGCUUGACAUUCAUCCUGCACUCAUCCACAAGACAAUAGAAUCCAUGUAAAACCACAUACAACAAAGACCACCAAACAACCAAUGUGUAAGAGGGCAAAUCACGCAAAUAGUAAAAAAAAAGUAACAACACAGAACAUGAGCUUCAAAUCCCAAAAGUGAGUCCACAUCCACAAAAUUAUUUAAGCACUGAGGUGAGUGAAGCCUGUCCAGGAACCCACUGGCUGUAGGGCAACAACUGCUCCCAAACCUGAUGGCAUGAGACCCAAGACUCUUGUGCUUCCUGUCCAAUGAGUGAAGAGAGGGAUACGUGUCAAAUACUCUCUUCUCACAUCAGAUGGAAGGUGCAGGAGUCAAUGAUUUUAAUCUGACUUGAUGCUUUAAUUGUCUCAGAGUAAAUGGAGCUGAGCAUGGGUUCACUUACUGCUGUUCGGCUUCAUUGGGCCUCAAUGCAGCAUCCACCCCCAGCAUAGGCCGUACGUGUAUUCUCGAUAGUCAAGUUCACCAAAUCCUUCAGGAGGCUGUAAGAUUGCUAGUUCAUUUAGAUGGUACAAAAAUACAUUUCUUAAAGGGAAAUUACAGGCUGCAGAUUGCAGUGAUCAUAAUUCAGAGAAGUAUAUCUAGUAGAGUAUCUGGAAGUUGCCAUAUGUUGCCAGGACCAUCUUGGUUAAGCCACUGUAAAGAAAAAGAGGUUCGGAGGUCAACUGAGGAAGAUUAGUUGAAUGCAGAACAAACAGCCUCAUAGAGGCAGGUACCCUAAAAGAGGCGUCUGGACAAGUACUUGAAUUACCAAGGCACAGUAGACUUGUGGAACAUGCUAAUUGGGAUUAGUAGAGAUAUCAGUGAUUGCCACAUGUAUGAUGGUUGGAAUGGGCAAAGUUGUGUGGUUCUGUUGUUCAUAAGAUGGCUAUUCUUAGCUCUAAAUAAUAAAAUGCAGCAAGCUGGAGCUAUACAACAUUGAACCAAGCAUUCAUCCCACUCAUCCACAUGGACCAUUGAACACAGAUCCAUAUUAAUUCCAUCCUCUGACACUUGACCCAACCUUCAAUGUCUGGGCAAUUCAAGUGCCCAUCUAUAUACUUAUGAACUGCUUAUUUAGUACAUUCCAGAUACUCACCAUUCUUGGAGAAAAAAAUGCCUCACAGAUCCUCACUAUUCACUUAUUAUCUACUUGUCUUUGUCUCCCAACUCCACUGUUUCCCUGCCUGGCUUAAUCUCCCCACCAUAUUUCACCCUCCUCUGUCUCCUGUCUCACCACUUCCCCUCUAUACUGGUUUUCUUCUUCACUGUUAUUCCUCAUCCAGGAUUUUGACCUCGAAAGUGAACAUUCCUUCCCACUCCCUUCAAUAUUUGGAGCUCUUCUAGAAAAUUGUUGCUCAAGAUAUCAGCAUCUGCAGUAUCCUCUCCCCUAACCUUUCCUUGCCCUAAGUCUGUAUCCUACUUUUAUCAACUCCUUAUAAGGCAUAAAGUUUUUUUUUAGUGCACUCAGACUGUGUCUUCCAUAAUUUGAUAUACGUCAAUCACAACCCUUCUUAAUUUUCUCUGCUCCUGGGAAAGCUGACCUAGCUUCUCCUUUCUGCUCUUGAAACUGAAAAGCUCCAUCCCAAGGUGAAUCUCCUCUACACCCCUUGUAGCUCCAUUGCAUCUUGUAACAUGUUGGCCAAAACCGAGAACUGAAUGCACUACUUUAGUUGACAUCUGACCAAUGUCUUAUAAAGUUGAUGCAGAUUCUCCGUCUUGUAUUUGGUGUCAAUAUCCCACAUGCUUUCUUAACCACAUUAUUUACCUGUACUGCCACUUUCAGUAUCACUUUGUUUCUCAGUACUCCCUAGGACCCUAUCAUACAUGGUAUAUAUUUUAGUGUCAAUAGUAUUCCCAAAUUACAUUAACUUACAUUUAUUUGAAUUGAACUUCAUCUGCUAUUUCUCAGUAUCACCCAAUAGCCCAAGACUACCUUUCACAUCUGAAUCCCAGCACUGAUCUCUAUGGAACAUCACUAGUCAAACAACCCUGUACCCAUCACGUUCUGUUUUUUUAUUGCCAUGUCAGUUUUGGAUCCAGUUUAUCAAUUUGCCAUGGAUCCCAUGGGCUUAACUUUUUGGGCUAGUCUCCCAUGUGGGACAUUUUCAGAGAUUUUACUGAAAUCCAGGUAAGUCAAAUCUACUCACUGUCCUCAUCAAUAUACUUAAUUUUUCAAAACAUUCAGACAGGAUUUAUUCUUGAAAAAGCUAUGCUUGCGAUCUCUGAUCAGCCCCUACUUUCCCAAGUGUUUAUGACCUCAAAUGUUCUUUUUCCAGUAUGUUCCCUGCUUCUGAUAGGUUCACAGUUCUGUAAUUAUGAGGCUUUUUCUUUCUACCCUUCUUGAAAACCACGCCACAUAAUGCAGUCCUGUUUCUAAUGAUUGUAAUGAGUUAAGUAUUGUUUACUCUUUGCUGUAAAUGCUGCUUGGCCUGUUGAGUUCAUCCAGCAUUUUGUGUGUGUUGCUAAGAACUGUUAAGGAAUGUUCUCUUAGGUGGAUUGCUUUUGACCUUUGGCUCUGAUCAAGUAAUGGAAUCAUUGAAUUAUGGAAUUUAAAAUUAAGACUGUUUUUGUUUCUGAGUUUGCUCUGACCAGUUACAAACCAAAUUCUACCGGACUAUGUUUUCUGAAAUAGGUAUACUGGAAUUUGGCUUCAAACGUUGAAAGAACAGCAUUAUUAUAAAACCUUUAGCUCUCAAUGGGAUAAGUUCCUGUACAUUAUUUCUUGUUUUGCCCCACAACAGAAAACAUUUCAAUGUUUCAGGCAGCUUCAUCCCAUAACAAAAUGUUUUCAACAUCAUUUUCUCGUUUUAUAGGUAUAUACAAAAAAACUUCUUAUUCCAGUGGAAAAAAAAAUGUGAUUCCUAGAUAUUUUCUGUAUUAUUCAGAGUACUACUCUUGAAGAAUAGUGAUUACCCCUGGCUAGAAAUAACCUGCUAGUUAAAUUCUACUCAUGAAUGUCUUCAUUUAUAAAUAUGGAAAUGGUUUUCCCAUUAAUCUAAUGAACAUUUAGUACAUUGGGAUGUGGGGGUUUGACUUAAAGAUUUAUCUGAUUAGAGCUCUGCUGGAUCUGAGAACUUGGGAAUUAAAAUUUUGGCCUUUCCAGCUUCCAAGGGAUUUGAAUUUGGUUCCAAAUACUGCACUAGAUCAAUUAAUGUCAUAAUGUUUUGGAUAUUGUUUUUUUGAGUUUAGGGUUCUGACAUUCAAAAUAGUUAAUUUACAGUACUAUACCACCUUAUGGCAUAUGAAAGGGCCAAAUGUUACUUGUGCAGCAACUGUAAUAGUAUGUUUGGUAUCUUGGCCAUCUAGUGCUUCAGACCUCCAACACCAUUCUAGCACAGAGAUCUAAGUAUACAGAGUUUUAUUGUCACUUUUGUGUUAAUAUAUUGAUUCUGAAUGAAAAUUGGAUUAUUGCCACCAUAAGUAUUACAGUGUUCAUUUUGUGAGAAAGAUAUUAAGUAUUAACAAGCGAACAAAAGUAUUCAAAGACCCAAGAUAUAUCCUGACUCGAGUAGAAAGAACACACUGUUCAGAUGUAGAGUCUGAGCUUUACAGGUGUGGAUAGGAAGAUAUGUGAUUUGUAAAUUAACUAGCAAUCAACUUCAAAAUAAUCACUUUCCAAAAAUAAGUAUUAGGGCAUUAUAGAAUGUUUGCAAGUGAAGCAGGUUGUUGUAACUUAUGUGUCCAUGUUGCCUAACACUUCAUCCAGAAUUUGGAGAUUAUGAUAAACAUUACAAACAGCUGUGACAUUUUAGAGGUAACUUGAUCUUUGCUUUUGUUACAUUUUCCAUCAAGUAGGAUCUGUGCAUUUAACUUCUGGAACUUGCAAAACCAUUACGCUUUCAUUUUAGUUGAAAGGAACGACUGUUGUGCUUCGUAUUGGCGGUAUCCCCUAUUUUGUAAUCUGUUGCCAGAUUGUUAAAUUCACAAAAUCCAUAGUCAUCCAUAUGCCUUGCCAGGUUGAAGUUUUGGUCAGAAAGUAAGAAUGAGCUGCAAGAUCUAUCAGCUACUAGGAUUUUAAUUUAUUUCAAAUAGCAAUUUCACAUUACUGUUCAAAAAGUAAAUUAUUAUAUGCGUGUCCUAAUAUGCAUAUUUAUAGUGACCAAGCAAUUAUGGCUUUGCACAAUCCAAAAGAAACUAUUAUAUAGAUAGAAUUUCAAGAGUGAUUAUAGAAUUGAAGGAUUCAGCACUAGUAUGAACCAUAUAGACUAAUCUUCAGUUACUUAGAGAUGUUAAAAAGCCCUUGAGAAAAAUUAAAUUGUUACCAUGUUAUGUCUAUUUUAAUAUUUGUGUAUGUGUAACAAGUCAGUCAGUAACUUUGUUAAUAUUAAUUGGUUUGGCACAAUAUAGUUCAUGUGUUGUAUUGUUUUAUGUUCUAUGCCCUAAUAUUACCAUUAAUUCUUUUUCUUAAAAACACCAAGUAAACAUGUGUAAAAUGUA
This is a messenger RNA of Hypanus sabinus (Atlantic stingray), 11077 nucleotides long. RefSeq names its product phosphodiesterase 3B (gene pde3b). Gene Ontology annotation, molecular function: 3',5'-cyclic-AMP phosphodiesterase activity; protein kinase B binding. Lineage: Eukaryota; Metazoa; Chordata; Chondrichthyes; Myliobatiformes; Dasyatidae. Gene Ontology annotation, cellular component: membrane. Gene Ontology annotation, biological process: signal transduction. The transcript has 16 exons. The record is from RefSeq and is a predicted model, not a curated record. Bases 106 to 3450 code for a protein of 1114 amino acids.